CCUUUGUCAGUGGGGAAAGGUGAUAUUACAAAUAUAUUGCGUAUUUGCACAUUGUAAGCAAUUUAUCACCGAGGAGUUUUAUCCUAAAAACGGAUACAAAUUGUAAAAAAAUAAAAAAUGCCCCGUGUGAACACAACACAACUACCUCUCAGCUGACCAUAGAAAGAAGUGCGGGGGUACGUGAGGUGAGGCGCUGGAUACUGCACCCAACACGCGGUUGAGAGGCGCCGGUCACCUACGGAUCCCGCCGCCACCCGCCUAGAAGGCGCGCUCCGUGUGCACCGGGGAUGGAGGAAUGGUGGGCAGCGCGGGGGGCCUCCGGCUGCUACACACGGGAGGCGCUGUUUGGGUCUUGAGAAGUUUUGCAGCCGGCUCUUUGCACCCGGCGCUUCAUUCACACGGAGGCCGAGUAGAUAAAGGAGAGACUGGAGAGGCCAGUCAUAACUGCGGUGUGGGACACGACUCCUAGGACAACAUGGACGAUGAGGAGAAACUGCAACUACUGAACGGAGACAGGAGGUCGUACUCUGGAGUCUUGAGUAAAGACUUCCAUAACCAGAUGUUUACCUAUGUAUCGGACUUAAAUGCCAUUGAAUUGGGUUACGAGGGCAAAAAUCACUGCCACUCCAACAGAGCACAGGAUGAUAGGCACAGCACGGAAAAGGAGCGUGCUCGAAGAAAGCUUUAUGUGGCGUCUGUAAUCUGUCUGCUGUUCAUGAUUGGAGAGGUCAUAGGUGGGUACAUUGCACACAGUUUGGCCAUCAUGACUGAUGCUGCACACCUUCUGACAGACUUUGCAAGCAUGAUGAUAAGUUUAUUUGCCCUCUGGAUGUCUUCACGUCCAGCCACAAAAACAAUGAAUUUUGGUUGGCAUCGUGCAGAAAUCCUGGGAGCCCUCCUAUCUGUUCUAUCCAUCUGGGUAGUGACUGGAGUCCUGGUGUAUUUGGCUGUAGAACGAAUCAUUUCAGGAAACUAUGAAAUUGAAGGAGAAGCAAUGUUAAUCACAUCUGGCUGUGCAGUCGCUGUGAAUAUUAUAAUGGGUGUGACACUUCAUCAGACUGGACAUGGACACAGUCAUGGAGCGGAAAGUACUCACUCUCAUUCACACAGUAGUGGAGAGCUCAAUAACCCCAGUGUUCGUGCUGCCUUUAUUCAUGUGGUUGGAGAUUUGCUGCAAAGCUUAGGUGUCCUCGUUGCUGCCUAUGUUAUCUAUUUCAAGCCAGAAUACAAAAUUAUUGACCCUAUCUGCACAUUCCUGUUCUCUGUCCUUGUUCUGGGCACCACGUUGACCAUUCUUAGAGAUGUUCUGCUUGUACUAAUGGAAGGUACUCCUAAGGGUGUUGACUUUAACAUGGUCAAGGAUACCCUUCUUUCUAUAAAUGGAGUGAAAGCUCUUCACAGCCUUCAUAUCUGGGCUCUGACAGUGUCUCAGCCUGUUCUGUCCGUUCACAUAGCAAUAAAUGAAGAUGCAGACUCCCAGAUGGUGCUGAAGGAAGCCAGCUCUCGGCUACAGAGUAAAUUUCAUUUUCACACAACUACAAUCCAGAUAGAAAAUUACUCAGAAGAUAUGAGAGAUUGUCAAGAAUGUCAGGAUCCAACUGACUAAUAAAGCAUCUUGUAUCUGGAGACUAUUGUAGGCUGGGAUUUUCUUCAGUUCUGUGAUGGGUGUUUUUGCUUGGAUGUGGACAUUUAAAUUACCUUUUGAAGUAAUGUGUCUGAGGAUUACAUCCAUCCUAUUGUGAGAACAUUUGUUCUGUCCAAGGACUUACUCUGAGAGCAGCAUUUUGAGGUUGCUUGGGGCUCCUGCCUCUCAUCUGUUAUUUCUGCUCUCUUUCUCCGAUAUUCUUUAUAAGAUGAGUAGUGAGGAGGGUCUUUUCUCCACCAUGGAGUAUUUUGUACUUUCCCACAGUUUGCAGACUUAUGCACAUUAUUAAAGAGUGAGAGACUUUUUGGUAACUAAGUAACAAAUAAAACAUGUCAUUGGACAUGAUAUAUAG
Messenger RNA from Hyla sarda, 1997 nucleotides. RefSeq names its product solute carrier family 30 member 2 (gene SLC30A2). Gene Ontology annotation, cellular component: plasma membrane. Gene Ontology annotation, biological process: zinc ion transmembrane transport; response to zinc ion. Lineage: Eukaryota; Metazoa; Chordata; Amphibia; Anura; Hylidae. The transcript has 8 exons. Bases 476 to 1606 code for a protein of 376 amino acids. Gene Ontology annotation, molecular function: zinc ion transmembrane transporter activity. The record is from RefSeq and is a predicted model, not a curated record.